AUGCCUGUUCGAACUUAUCUAAUUAAUCGAUUGACUGAUGCAAUAUACCGACUUAAUGGUAUCGAGCCAUCACAUCGAAUGCCACAUAAAGAAGAUUUACGACAGUCAUUUUCCGAUCAUGUUUUAUUCAGUUCAGACCAACUUCCACCUAAAGUUGAUCUUCAACCUUAUAUGACAACUGUUGAAGAUCAAUCAAGAAUCGCAAAUUCACUUGCGGGAGCUUAUGAAUAUUUAAUAAAAAAAGUUCAUGGUACCAAUGUUGAUGCAGUUAAAACUGAUAUUGUACCAAUGCCAAAUGAAGCAGAACAAGGUCGAACUGAACAUGGCAGAUCUGAUUAUAAUUUCCAGAAAAAAAAAAUCAAGACUAAUCCGAAAUUAUGUUUUGAUGCAUGGGUUAUUCGUCAAUUCGAUAAUGAUGACAUGAAUAAUGAACAUUGGCAUUUUACUGACGCUAUUGAUUUUCUAUUCAAAGCAAUGCACAAUGAUAAUCAUGAUCAUCUUGAAAUUCAAGAGAUUGAAGAACAUGAUGUACAUAAAUAG
Messenger RNA from Rotaria sp. Silwood1, 540 nucleotides. Lineage: Eukaryota; Metazoa; Rotifera; Eurotatoria; Philodinida; Philodinidae. The record is from the annotation of a GenBank genome assembly.